UCUCUCUCUAAACAAUCCUUCUUCUCUCUCUCUCUCUCUCUAGGAUCAUCUCUUUCGUCACCGAUCUCUCUCGAAGAAGCUUCUCGAGCUUCUCUCUCUCCUCCGAGAGUUCUUUCUCUGUGAGAUUUCAACGCCGAUUCUCUUUUUGAGCUCUGAUAGAUCAGAGUAUGGCGCCUAGUAGGACGUCCAAGAGUGUGUACAAACGUUCCACCAAAGAAGCUUCUCCUGAGAAAGAGUUAAGGAACUCUAGCAAAACCAAGCAAAGAAUGAAGAGAUUGAGUGAUAAGUUGGGACCUCAGUGGACGAAAGGAGAGCUUGAGCGUUUCUAUGACGCUUAUAGGAAGCAUGGGAGAGACUGGAAAAAGGUAGCUGCUGCAGUGAGGAAUAACCGGUCUGUAGACAUGGUGGAAGCCCUUUUUAAUAUGAAUCGGGCAUAUUUAUCCCUGCCUGAGGGAACUGCGUCUGUCAUUGGCCUCAUUGCAAUGAUGACUGAUCAUUACAGCGUUAUAGAUGAGAGCGAAAGUGAAGAAGAAGAAGAAGAAGAAGAAGAAGAAGAAGAAGAAGAAGGCCAUGGUGCUUCUGUAGUACCGAUUAAAUAUCAGAAGCGCAAACUUGCUAAACUUCCGUCUAGUGAUGUUCGAGAAAUGAUUCCACCGCAUUCACUUGCAUCAACGGAAGGCUGCCUCUCAUUUCUGAAGCUGACACAAACUUAUGGAUUAGAGCGACGUGCCACUGGUAAACGUACACCUCGGUUUCUUGUACCAAGUGAUGACGAGAGGGAUGAUAGAGAAAGUUCCAUGCCACCGAAUAAAAGAGCCAAGAAGCAACUUGAGGCCGAGGACGACGAUACAUUAGCGUUGGCAUUGGCAAAUGCAGCGAGAAGGGGAGGGGAGUCACCAUAUAGAAAACCAGAAGUCAAUGGCAACACUCCAAAUGGAAAAAUGUCACAAGAAAAGGAAGCUCAAUCCAAGCACCGUGCUAGUACCAUGGCUAGGAAUGUGGUGAGAAUUAGCCGAGAUAGAAGGCAUAUAAAGGGCACGCCUGAUAGAGAUGGUGCCUUGUUGAUGGAUAGGGAAGAGGUUGAUACCGUGGAGGUUCCCCAGGAGGAAAAUGUGAGAUUUGAAGAAGCAGUAGGAGAUGCUUCUGAUAACCGCGUAGAAGCAUCCAAUGCCAAUGAGGGAAGCAAAUCUGGAGGUGAAUUAGAAGCUCUGAAUGUAUUGGCUGAAUUAGCUUUACUAACUCCUGAUGAUUUGAAAGAAUCAGAGAAACCUCACAGAAGCUAUCACAGACGAAAACCAAAACAAGCAGGACCAGAAGAUAGUCUUCCACAUGCAAUUUCACCUGAAGAUGCUAGCAAACCUAAACCUGCCCAAGAAAUCAUUGAUGCUAAUGGUGUUUCCAUUGAAGAACUUAGCUCUUCAAGAAGAAAACGUAAAACUCUACAUAAUAAGGAAUCUGUUGAAGAUGAUAAUUUGAGGACUAUAAUCAAACCGAGACAUGCUGAUCAAAGUCCACCAAUUGCAAAGACCUCAGAAGAAUCUUCAUCAACUAGUGAAAAGAAAAUAACUGGACCAAAUGCAGUAAUGUCAGCUACACAAGUUUCAGGCUCGGGUCCAGCGAGUUUGCUGCAGAAACCACCAAACAGGCGUAAGAUGAGUUUGAAGAAAAGUUUACAAGAAAGAGUUAAAUAUUCUGAUGCCACUCAUGAUAAGCCACAUAGAUACGAAACUAAUUCAAAACAUGAGUUAUUAAAGGAGCAAGUUUCUAUUUCUCUGUCAUGUCCUUUGGUACGUCGAAGGUGCAUAUAUGAAUGGUUCUACAGUGCUAUUGACUACCCCUGGUUUGCAAAAAUGGAGUUCAUUGAUUUUCUAAAUCAUGUGGGUCUUGAUCACUCUCCAAGACUUACUCGUCUUGAAUGGAGCGUCAUUAAAAGUUCUCUUGGUAGAACUCGGAGAUUCUCUGAGAAGUUCAUACAGGAAGAGCGGGAAAAACUCAAACAGUAUCGUGAAUCUGCAAGACAGCAUUACACAGAGCUACGCACAGGUGCAAGGCAAGUGCUUCCCAGAGAUUUUGCUCAGCCUUUAUCAGUGGGGAACAGAGUCAUUGCCAUACAUCCUAAAACACGGGAAGUUCGUGAUGGCAAGAUUCUUACUGUUUAUCAUAACAAGUGCAACGUUAUGUUUGAUGACUUGGGCGUCGACUUAGUUAUGGACAGUGAUAUCAUGCCUUUAAAUCCGUUGGAAUACAUGCCAGACGGUCUGAGGAGGCAAAUCGAGAGCAAAGAAGUAGAGCUUAACAGACACCCAAGCUCUGAUGCAUCUGCUCUGUUCCCUCCUCUCGUGCUUGAAAAUAUCGACUUUUCUAUGACUCCUCCUAAAAAACAGGCUUCAUCUUUGGUAAAGGAUGGCAAAUACGCAAGUCAUGUGGUUCUGCAAGCUUUAGACUCAAUGGGAGAACAUGAGCCAUUAGAUAACUCCAUAGUGUGUGGUAUAAAGCAUCAAGACCAAACCAAUGGCAGCUUGGAUCAUCAUCAUCAAAGCUGGUCUCCCUCAAACACUGAAGGAUUGAUGUCUUCAGAGCUAAUCGCCUCUUGUCUUUCAACUUGGCUCAUGAUUCAGAGGUGCGCAGAGAAGCAGUACCCACCAGCUGACGUGGCUCAGGUGAUGGAGAUAGCAGUGAGAAGCUUGGAGCCACGGUGUCCUCAGAACAUGCCUAUCUACAGACAGAUUCAGACUUGCAUGGGUUGGAUCACGAAUCAAAUCAUGGCUCUUGUUAAAACAUGA
This is a messenger RNA of Eruca vesicaria subsp. sativa (arugula), 2783 nucleotides long. Lineage: Eukaryota; Viridiplantae; Streptophyta; Magnoliopsida; Brassicales; Brassicaceae. The record is from the annotation of a GenBank genome assembly.